CCAAGAGCUGCAGGAGUCCUAGCAGCAGGAGCAGCCCACGACCCGGGCUAGAGCCCAAGCGGCAUAGGGGUACUGAAGCAGCCAUGUUUGUUCCAGCAUCACAGGCCGCCCCCGCCCCCAGCUUUGGCCUCUCCAGCUCACUUCCGGGGUCAAAGGGCGGGAAAAACGGAAGGGGGAAAAGGCCAUUGCGCUUAUAUGGGUGGCUUGGAUGGUCCCGAAGUAUUCUCUGGUUCUCUGUGCGAUCGUUGUGUAUGGAGUUUAAGAGUUGUAUCAUGGGUUCCUGCUUACCUAAGCUAGUUUUACCUAUGGAAUGGUCCAUUUACACAACUCCUGUGGAAAGAUCACAAGAUCAAUUUGACAACUUAGAAAAACACACACAGUGGGGAAUUGAUAUUCUAGAGAAAUACAUCAAAUUUGUCAAGGAACGGACAGAGAUUGAAAUCAGCUAUGCAAAACAACUUAGGAAUCUUUCAAAGAAAUAUCAACCCAAAAAGAAUUCAAAGGAAGAGGAAGAAUACAAGUAUACAUCAUGUAAAGCUUUCAUUUCCACUUUGAAUGAGAUGAAUGAUUAUGCAGGGCAACAUGAAGUUAUUUCGGAGAACAUGACCUCACAUAUUACUGUGGAGUUAACUCGAUAUGUACAGGAACUAAAGCAGGAAAGGAAAUCGCAUUUUCAUGAUGGUCGGAAGGCUCAACAGCACAUUGAAACUUGCUGGAAACAACUUGAAUCAAGCAAACGACGAUUUGAGAGAGAUUGCAAAGAAGCUGACAGAGCACAACAGUAUUUUGAAAAAAUGGAUGCUGACAUUAAUGUUACAAAAGCAGAUGUUGAAAAGGCCCGGCAACAAGCUCAAUUACGGCAUCAAAUGGCAGAGGAUAGCAAGGCAGAUUACUCAUCCACUCUUCAGAAGUUUAACCAUGAACAGCAUGAACAUUAUUAUACUCAUAUACCAAGCAUCUUCCAGAAAAUACAAGAGAUGGAGGAAAAGAGAAUAGUCAGAAUUGGUGAAUCAAUGAAAACUUAUGCUGAGGUGGAUCGCCAAGUGAUACCAAUCAUUGGGAAAUGUCUGGAUGGAAUAGCAAAGGCAGCUGAAUCUAUUGAUCAGAAAAAUGAUUCACAGUUGGUAAUAGAAGCCUACAAAUCAGGGUUUGAACCUCCUGGAGACAUUGAAUUUGAGGAUUAUACGCAACCAAUGAAGCGUACUAUAUCUGAAACUAGUCUUUCAAAUUCCAAAGGGGACAGCAAAACAGAGCUCAAAUUUGCUAGCAAGUCCAAGGGAAAAUUGUGGCCCUUCAUCAAAAAAAAUAAGCUUAUGUCCCUUUUAACAUCCCCCCAUCAGCCCCCCCCUCCUCCCCCUGCCUCUGCCUCACCCUCUGCUGUUCCCAACGGCCCCCAGUCUCCCAAGCAGCAAAAGGAGCCCCUCUCCCAUCGCUUCAACGAGUUCAUGACCUCCAAACCCAAAAUCCACUGCUUCAGGAGUCUAAAGCGUGGGACUCAGUCUUUCUCUUUUCACAAAGAACUUAUGAAGAGGACUAUAGGGAAACCUACCUAUGCCAUUGAGGCUAGGGAAUAUGUUCUUUCUCUCAAGCUGGGUGCAGGACCAGAGGACUUCAGCCACCUUCCACCAGAACAAAGAAGAAAAAAACUGCAGCAGAAAGUUGAUGAAUUAAAUAAAGAAAUCCAAAAGGAGACAGAUCAAAGAGAUGCCAUAACAAAAAUGAAAGAUGUCUACAUAAAGAAUCCACAAAUGGGAGACCCAGGCAGUUUGGAUCACAAGUUGAUAGAAGUUGGACAAAAUAUUGAAAAACUCCGACUAGAAGUGCAGAAAUUUGAGGCCUGGCUCACUGAAGUUGAAGGCAGACUCCCAGUCCGAGGGGACCAGGCCCGACGACAGAGUGGAAUGUAUGAAGCACAGACUACACCAUCAGUCAAUAACUGUGCACAAGACCGGGAGAGCAGCCCAGAUGGCAGUUAUACAGAGGAACAGAGUCAGGAGAAUGAGCUGAAGAUGAUGGCCACAGACUUUGAUGAUGAAUUUGAUGAUGAAGAACCUCUCCCUACCAUAGGAACCUGUAAAGCACUGUAUACAUUUGAAGGUCAGAAUGAAGGAACGAUUUCAAUAGCUGAAGGAGAAAUAUUAUAUGUCAUAGAGGAAGACAAAGGUGAUGGCUGGACACGAAUUCGGAGAAAUGAAGAUGAAGAAGGUUAUGUCCCCACUUCAUACGUCGAAGUCUAUUUGGACAAAAAUGCCAAAGAUUCCUAAAGGUGAUGCGCUGGUACAAGAGCCUCAAGUGAGCUUUCACAGGAGGAGAAACAAACAGUCUGCUUGUUUCCAUAGGCAACUCAAAUGGGUCAUGUGCAUAGACUUCUUGAGCUGGUCUGCAGUUAACCCUUGAAAUCUCAAUCUGAAAUGACAUCCCCACAUUACUCAGAUGCUUACUCUUUUCUUACAGCAUGUUCUUUGUGGCUCGGACUAAAACAUAGACCUUAUGCUUGGUUCUGCUGGGUGGGCUUCCCUUUCAUGGAGCUAAACUGACAGAACUGUUCUUUAAUUUCCAAUUCAAUUCAACAUUCAUGGUUGUAGGAGGUCUUCCCCUUGCAACACAAAACUAGAAACUCCGAGAAAAGUGCCCCAUGGCCUUUUAAAUUGCUCCCUAGCUCUCAGUCUGCUUGAAUGUGUGACGUGGCCCAUCUCAAUUUCACAACGUGCCUUUUGUGAUAAUUUUACAACUAGUCUCAUGAGAAGACUAAGGGAAUAUAGAACUGGAACUCCAGACAUACAUAGCUAGAUGGAGUGCUCAGAUUUUUAAAAAUGUAUUGAGUACCAUAGCAAUCAACAAUAAAUACUUCUUCCUUCCCGAAAGGCCUUGUGUAUUCAUUAGGGCUUUUUAAUAGCUGACUCUCCUGUCACACCAAACAUUCACUUUUUCAGGAUCCAGCCUGAUAGCUUAUGACUGCUUCCUUGCUUUUCUCCACCCCACCCCCAGCUUCUCCUCUUACUCCAUCAUAUAUACGUCCAUGCAUGCACCUGCAAAUGUUUGAGUUUGCAGUUCCAUCUUCAGUGUUUUCUGAAGAUCCAAUUUUAAGGCUCAUUCCAGUCUGCAUGCUUGCCCUGCUGCCCUGCCUGUAACUCACCUUUUCAUAAAGUUUGAAUAACUUUGAAGCCUAUUGUCCCUUCAGUAAUCUACCUGUUUGUUAGUAACAGUAGUUCGGACCUAUGCCUGAUCCGCGGGUAUUUUGGGCAUGAACACCUCACCUAUGCACUGUCAUAUUGGAACACAAAAAUCAUUUGGUCAUUCUUCCUAGGACCUCAGAUAGAUUCAUUAUUGUUUAUCCCAUCAAAUGGCUUUAAAUCAUCCUUUUGCAGGAAGUUAUCCCAGGACCAGAAUCAGAAAACAGUUACAUUGUUUCUAAGCUUUUAUAUUGUUUGGGCCAAUGAACAGUUUGCUUUUUGAGAUGGACUCCCUUUCCCUUCUGAAUCUUUAAUUAAUACUGAAGCCACAGCACAUGUGGCUGCUCUAAUCUUAGAUCAGCCAUUUUAUUAGCAAGUAAAGCUCUUUGGGGCUUACUAACAUUAUUUUAGCAUAGGCUGACCCAAGACAUGGGUUGGGGUCAAUUAUGAAAGCUGUGAGUUAGAAUCAAACUCGAUGCUUUUGUUUAAGACAGGCAGUAGUAAUUGUUUAGUGAAGCUUCAGCUUGGUCCCUAGUAACUAGGAAGUUACUUUGUGAACAUUCUCAUUCCUUCUUUGGGAAUCACACAUUAGAAUUUAUCUCUAGCUCAGAAGAGACAGGUGCAGAAGUGUUGUCUCUAAGGGAUGUUCAGGGCUGGGUCUGUUAACUGGCUCGAUAUGUAAAAAUUAUGGAAAUUUUUCAAAUCAGCCAGUGGGGAAAGAUGGGAGAAGGUGCUGGCUGCAUGUAUCAUGACUUCAAAAACAAGUCCUUCCAGUGGCUAGAAACCAUUAAACUAAUACUAUCUUUAGGAGGAAGAAGACUUGAGCUUAGAGGCUUGAAAAACCCCACUGGACUCUGUUUGCUCAAAUGUCAUUCCAUAGGCAGAAGCACUUUGAUGCAAUAGUUGGUCUGAGGGAAUGCUUCAAUGUCCAUCAUGGUUCAAGGAAGAGGAUUGGCUUGGGUAAAUGAAAUUGAAGUUAGAUACAUGUCAGAAAGAAGAGUAGCUCUUAUUCCCACAGUCUUGCAGAAGUAGUAUAAUUGUUGUCCUGAGGGUCAUUGGAACUAUUCAUGGUCUCUUAGAUUAUUAUGCUGUUAUAUGACAGUGCCUACUCCAAUGCAUGCUUUUCCCUUCAGAAGGGGCCAUUGCUAAUUCUUUACAAAUAUCACAAAUAAGGACCAUUCUAUACUUUAUCCUCCAACUAAACAGAAAUUUUGCUUUUGAGAUGUCAGAAUCUUGGACUGGGGUAAUUCCUUGUGUUCUGUUGAUUCUCAUUACAAGCAGAUAGAUGAAUUCUUUGCAAAAUAGGAAAUAUUUUUUAAGCUUCUAUAAUUUAUUCUUAUAAUGUCUGAUGCACUGUUGCACUCCCAUGUCAACUAUGUCCAAGGAAGACUGGAAAAUGUUUAAUUUUCCAUUGGUUCUAGGUAGACAAUAAAUUAUUAGCCUUUAUUAAGUAAUCAACUUAUUGCAAUGCCAGAGUUUCUACAUAGUGAUGUUGGAAGGACUAUUAGCUUGAGGGUACCAAUGGGGUUUAGUGGGGAAAAAUUUUAGAUGACCACAGUGAAAAUGUUGUGGAAUAAUUUACAGAUAAAAGCUCCAUCUCUUAAAUGUUUCUUUCUCUUCUUGCCUAUCACACCUCAUCUUCCCAUAACUGCUGGAAGGUUGUGGUAUCAUUUUAGAUGUUUAAUUUUAAAGAAAACUAACCCUGAAUGUUGACAAAGCAAAGUCAUUUCCCAAAAGGCAAUAUCUAAAAUUGAUCCAUCCUCAGGAUAUGCUGAAGAAAAAGUUGACAAGGCAUUAACUGCUGUGAUGGGACUUGCCUUUGAAUUUUUACCAAUUUCACCUGGUAGCAUGUUGUGGCCCUUAUAGUCUCUAAAGUAAGUGAGAUUUGCCACUAUCCCACCAGCACAGUCACUAAUGCCUUUCUGUAACAUCUGUAAAUAGAGAAUAAAAAAACAUAUUUACUGAAAAAACAUAAAAGUUGUGUUAACUUUGGAGUAUUUUUCCAUAUACUGUAUUUUGGGUUUUUGCUUCUUAUUGACUAUCUCUUCUAUUUGUAUUGUCAAAUUUUAUUUUAAUAAGCCAAAUUCUAUCUUGCUAUGAUAUUGACCAUUUUUAAAUUUUCAUUUGUGUGUGUGUGUGUGUGUUAGAGAGAGAGAGAGAGAGAGAGAGAGAGAGAGAGAGAGAGAAAAUGAGAAUGAGAAUGUGAAUGUGCUUAGUGUGGGCUAAGCACUAACUUAGACUUUCGUAGAGUAUCUCUUGUGACUCAUUGCCUUUGGAAGGGUCCUGGCAUUUCCCAUGUUUCUGGAGAUGGAAUUCAACCAAAUGAAGGCAAACAUUGUUCUUGUAACUAUAUGAAAUCAUCUAAAUAUAAAAUAAAAAUAUGACUUCUAGUGUA
Molecule: messenger RNA, 5568 nt
Organism: Phascolarctos cinereus (koala)
Lineage: Eukaryota; Metazoa; Chordata; Mammalia; Diprotodontia; Phascolarctidae
Source: RefSeq, a predicted model, not a curated record